GGGUGUGAGUGGGUAAAGAGGUCAAGCAAUAAUCUAUUUGGGAAUGGUCAUGUUUGUCUCUGUGCAUUUCAUUUCCCUCUUCUUUUAUAAAAGAGAAAACCCAAAAUUAUCCACCAAAUUUCUCUCUCUCUCUCUCUGCUGCUAUCAGUGAAAUGUUUGUUGUUGUUUUUGGCUUUCUCUAGGCAACAGUAUCUCCUCCUUAGUUGCCCCUUUCAAUCUGUAGAUUUUGCUUUUCCUUCUCCUUUCUCUUUUCCUUUGUUCUCUCUCUGUAAACGAACUUUAUCUUGAGGGUUUUUCUGACAUGGACGGAGGGACACAGUACAACCCACGAACAGUAGAAGAGGUUUUCAGGGACUUCAAGGGCCGUAGAGCUGGAAUGAUCAAAGCUCUCACCACUGAUGUGGAAGAGUUUUAUCAACAGUGCGAUCCUGAGAAGGAGAAUGUUUGCCUGUAUGGAUUGCCUAAUGAACAGUGGGAGGUCAAUUUACCUGCUGAAGAAGUGCCUCCAGAGCUCCCUGAGCCUGCAUUAGGUAUUAACUUUGCCAGAGAUGGGAUGCAAGAAAAAGACUGGCUUUCAUUAGUUGCUGUUCACAGCGAUGCAUGGUUAUUUGCUGUGGCAUUCUAUUUUGGUGCUAGAUUUGGCUUUGAUAAAGCUGACAGGAAACGUCUUUUCACUAUGAUAAAUGAUCUCCCGACGAUAUUUGAGGUUGUGACUGGGACUGUAAAGAAACAGUUGAAGGAGAAGUCAUCAGUCUCAAAUCAUAGCAGCAACAAGUCCAAGUCUGGCUUGAACGGGCAAGGAUCUGACACUGGCAAAUAUUUGAAGGGGCAGCCAAAGGAUGAUGAUGAAGGACUGGUUAAAGAAGAUGAAGAAGAGCACGGGGAUACCCUAUGUGGGGCAUGUGGAGAGAACUAUGCUGCAGACGAGUUCUGGAUUUGUUGUGACAUAUGCGAAAAAUGGUUCCACGGCAAGUGUGUGAAGAUCACUCCGGCCAGGGCUGAGCACAUUAAGCAAUACAAAUGCCCAUCUUGCAGCAACAAGAGAGCACGACCAUGAAAUUUAUGGGUGGGGUGAGCUGUCACCUGUGUACUUCCCUCGUGUUCAUGUCAUCUAAUUAUUUAGUUAGGUUUUCUAUGUUGUGCUAUGUUGGUGCAGUAUAUGUUUGGGAAUUGUUAGUUGUGUAUGUUAGCAUUUGGUAGUUUGCAUAAUCAGAUGCGUCUACUGCUUGAUUCUUAACAUGGAUAUACAUCAAUUCCACUGUGUAGGAAGUCAUUUUUCCUAUCAAACACAGAAUAUCCAAUUAUUCUCAUCUAAUAUCUGAUCUUGAUGUUUGAAGGCA
Messenger RNA from Hevea brasiliensis (rubber tree), 1340 nucleotides. Its product is annotated as PHD finger protein ALFIN-LIKE 4. Gene Ontology annotation, biological process: regulation of DNA-templated transcription. The transcript is spliced from 5 exons. The record is from RefSeq and is a predicted model, not a curated record. Gene Ontology annotation, cellular component: nucleus. NCBI's taxonomy places the organism in Eukaryota, Viridiplantae, Streptophyta, Magnoliopsida, Malpighiales, Euphorbiaceae. Bases 302 to 1057 code for a protein of 251 amino acids. Gene Ontology annotation, molecular function: transcription cis-regulatory region binding; transcription coregulator activity; histone binding.